Nanorana parkeri is the source of this 1169-nucleotide messenger RNA. RefSeq names its product RRAD and GEM like GTPase 2 (gene REM2). NCBI's taxonomy places the organism in Eukaryota, Metazoa, Chordata, Amphibia, Anura, Dicroglossidae. The coding region runs from base 131 to 1027 and encodes 298 amino acids. The record is from RefSeq and is a predicted model, not a curated record. Gene Ontology annotation, molecular function: calcium channel regulator activity; GTP binding; GTPase activity. The transcript is spliced from 5 exons. Gene Ontology annotation, biological process: negative regulation of high voltage-gated calcium channel activity. Gene Ontology annotation, cellular component: plasma membrane.
GGAGGGACAGAGCAGAUGGAGGCGAGCAUCUGUCACAGAGAAGACCCAGGCAGAAGACAGGGCUUCGGGGAAGAGGUAACAGACAGGUGCCAGAGCCAGGGGGAGCACACUGAGGAAUACAGCCACUGCCAUGACACUAAACAAAAUAGAGAAGCUGGGGGGUCUGCGGCAACAUCGGGGAAGUCUUCCUCUUGCUGUAGACUCACACCGUCGUGGUAGUAUGCCCCUGCCUUACAAACACCAGCUGAGACGUGCGCAAGCUGUCGAUGAGCUUGACUGGCCAAGUGUCCAUUCAGGGUCGUCCGACUCUAUAAGGUCCUCAGACAGUAAUCCGGAGCCUGGAUCCUACAAAGUUAUGUUGGUUGGUGACACUGGAGUAGGAAAGACAACUCUUGCUGGGAUAUUUGGAGGCCUUAAAGACUCUUUCCCUCAUGAAGCUGAGCAUCCAGAGGAUACAUAUGAGAUAGAUCUAAUGGUGGAUGGAGAAAAGACAGCAUUAAUUGUAUAUGAUAUUUGGGAACAGCGGUCUUUAUCUUCUCAGUCAGGUCCACAUACUUGGAUGCAAGAAAGCUGCCUACAAAUGGGGGAUGCCUUCCUUCUAAUCUUUUCAGUGACAGACAGAAGUAGCUUUCAACAUCUGCCUGGUCUUCUUCUGAAACUGCGCUCUGUUCGUCCACAUCGCCAUAUUCCAGUGAUUCUUGUUGGCAAUAAGGGAGAUCUAGCUCGCUCCAGAGAGGUCAGCAUGGAAGAGGGACGCGCCCUGGCAGGCAUGCUAAGCUGUAAGUACACAGAGACAUCUGCUGCCCUUCACCAUAAUACACAGGAGUUGCUUGAGGGGGUUGUCAGACAGAUCCGUCUACGAAAAGAUGAGGGACAACACAAUCCCCAGCCAGCCACCCUCCUACCACCAGUUCGCAGAGAGAGUCUGACCAAAAGAGCGAGGCGACUUUUGCAGGGAAUUAUGGGAAAACAUAAAGGUUUCUUCAAGCAGAGGUCAAAAUCAUGCCAUGACCUUUCUGUCCUGUGACUUGUGAACUAUGCUGUCCAUGUGCCAUAAGGAAGCCGGACUGGCCACAUGACCUCGUGUCUGCCACAGAACUCGGAGAACUUCUGACCAUCCUAUGUGGAACCAUAUUAACAGAACAUGGGCGGCAUAGACUGAUAUUUCU